CGGUCAGAAGAUCUUUUGCGAUUCAACAAAGACGGAUCCAGUUCAGUGGUUUCGCAAGUUUGAACUCAUGUUGCAGCUGCACCUCGUCAGCGAAUGCAAGCACCACGUGUACUUAUACUCUCGGUCGGGAGGCGCAUGCCAGGCAUGGUUGGACAAUCUCUUGUCCCAGUACGGGGUGGUCGCUGCCGAGUUACACACGAAGAUCAACUGGGAAGACCUCAAGGCGGCGUGGCACAAGCGGUUCCAAGUGGAGCCGUCGGAGAUCAAGGCCAUGGACAAGCUCAUGACCUUCGAGCAAGGCUCGCUGCCAAGCGUCGCCGAGUACCAACGCUUGACAUCCGUCCCAGGUCUCCCGAUGGGCUUCAAAGCCAUCAAGCACUACUUCAUUUCGAGGUCGUGCCCGACGUUGAGCAACGCCUUGACGUAUGUCAAGGACACACUGACAACGACGGCGCAAUUGUUUGACAAGGCCGCACAGAUUAUCAUCACGAACAAGGAGGCGAAGAACCUCACUCGUGCUGCAGGCCCGAGCAAGGACCAGCAUCGGCCCAAGUUCGCCGACAUCUUCGAGUCACCUACCGGUGUGGUGCCGGAUCGGCCGAUCUCUCACGAGAUCAUUCUUGAGGCCGGUGUCGUGCCGCCGAAAGGUUGCAUCUAUCGGAUGAGCGAGGAGGAACUGAAGGUCCUUCGCGCACAACUCGACGACUUGUUGGCCAAGGGCUGGAUCCGCCCUAGCAGCUCCCCAUAUGGAGCACCAGUUCUCUUCGUAAGGAAGAAGAACAAGGAUCUACGUCUGUGCAUCGACUACCGCAAGCUCAACGCGCAAACUGUGAAAAAUGCGGGGCCUCUCCCUCGUAUCGACGAUCUUCUUGAGCGACUGGGCGGUGCUAAGUUCUUUUCCAAGUUGGACUUGAAGUCGGGGUAUCAUCAGAUUUCGAUACGCCCGAAUGAUUGCUACAAGACCGCAUUCAAGACGUGGUAUGGGCAUUUUGAGUGGGUGGUCAUGCCUUUUGGCCUCACCAAUGCCCUGGCAACCUUCCAGGCGGCCAUGACCCACGAGUUCCGUGCUAUGUUGGAUCGGUUCGUGCUGGUCUACCUAGACGACAUUCUCGUCUACAGUCGGACUCUGGAGGACCAUCUUGAGCAUCUUCGACGUGUGUUGGAGACGCUCCAUCGUGCCAAGUACCAAGCCAACCGCGACAAGUGCGAGUUUGUCCGGCAAGAGCUUGAGUACUUGGGCCAUUUUGUCACACCAGAGGGCAUCAGCCCGCUAUCGGAGAAAAUUCAAGCCAUCCAGGAGUGGCCGGAGCCGCGUAACGUCACGGAUGUCCGUUCGUUUCUUGGUCUUGCCGGCUACUAUCAGCGCUUCAUCAAGGGCUAUUCGAAGAUCGCGGCCCACUUGACCAAGCUUCAAUGCGAGGAUCGGCCGUUUGACUUCGACGAGGAUGCGCGGGAAUCUUUCUUGGCUCUCAAAGCUGCACUUUUGUCAGCGGAGGUCUUGCGAAUCUACGACCCGCUAUUGCCUAUACGCGUCACUACUGAUGCGUCCAGCUAUGGUAUUGGCGCUGUCCUCGAGCAACACGAUGGCGUGGACUGGCACCCGGUCGAGUAUUUCAGCAAGAAGGUGCCCGCCGUGCACUCUAUUGAUGACGCGAGGAAGAAGGAAUUAUUGGCCUUYGUACACGCACUCAAGCGCUGGCGGCAUUUCCUUCUUGGUAGACGGCAGUUCYGAURGGUAACGGACAACAAUCCSUUGGUCUUUUACAAGACCCAGGACACARUCAACAGCACCAUUGCCYGGUGGAYGGCCUUCAUUGACCAGUUUGACUUCUUCSCCRAUCACAUUCCGGGCAAGUCAAACCGUUUUGCGGAUGCUCUUUCACGACGUCCGGACCAUUGCACCGUCGUCUACUCGACUUUCGAGAUUGAUAACGACUUGCGGGACAAUUUUAUCCGCGGCUACCAGGCCGACCCCGAGUUUCGCGACAAGUACGCAAAUUGUUCCUCGCCCAAUCCGGCACCUUCUCACUAUCGGAUCCAGGAGGGAUAUUUGCUUGUCCCCUCGCGGGGGAAGGAUCUUCUUUGCAUACCGAGUGACCCUCACUUGCGUACACGGCUUCUUGGCGAGCUCCACGAUGCUCCCGCCACCGGACAUUUUGGCGUCAAUCGAACGAUUGGCCGACUUCGCGAGCGAUUUUGGUGGCCCGGUCUUCUCGACGACGUCACACGCUACUGCGAGUCAUGUGAGAUUUGCCGACGUUGCAAAUCCCGCAAUCAUCGUCCGUAUGGCGAGUUGCGACCACUACCAGUUCCCUUGCGCCGACGAGAGGCGAUUGCCAUGGAUAUCACUUGGCCAUUCCCCAAGCACAAGACCGGUGUGGAUGGGAUUCUCACGGUAGUCGAUCGACUCACCAAGUUUGCCAUGUUUUUGCGUUGUCGCUAUCAUGCCAAGGCACCAGAGUUGGCCGAGGUUCUCUACGCCGGUUGGAUUCGAACCAAGGGUUACCCCAAGGAAAUCGUCUGCGACCGCGACACUCGGUUCAUGUUUGGUUUUUGGUUGGCGCUCACCAAACGAUGGGGCUCAUCUCUCAAGCCUAGUUCAGCUCGCCACCCUGAAACAGAUGGCCAGACGGAGAGGGCGCACCAAACGGCACAGGUUCUCCUUCUUACUCUCAUCCGUCCCGAUCAGAAGGAUUGGGUUGAGCGGCUGCCGGAUGUCGAAUUGGCCUACAAUUCGUCCAUCCACCCGGCUAUUGGGAUGUCGCCUUUCGAGUUUGAGCAUGGCUCUCCGGUCACUUCUCCGUUGGACACCAUCGUUCCACGCACGGCCGAGAGCGACGACCAUCUCUUUUUCUUGCGUCGGAUGCAAGAGCUUCUUGUCAAGGCACGCAAUCAGAUGGCAAAGACGCAGCAAUGCAUGAGCCAGCAGGCCAAUCGCCAGCGUUUUCCUUGUCCAUUCCUCGCCGACGACCUCGUGUGGGUUUCCGCCGCGGAAUUCAACCUUGAGCAGGAUAUCUCUCGCAAGCUCCUCCCGAAAUGGAUGGGGCCAUGGCCGAUUGUAGCACCUGCUGGGGAUGCACCUGAGGGACCUUCCUUCACUGUUCAGGUGCCUGCCCACUUGCCCAUCUACCCGGUUUUCCAUUGCUCCAAGUUGGCGUUGUACACACCAGCAGACCAGGAUGACUUUCCCGGGCGACGAUCGCAAGACCCACCCUCUAUGGACGACUUUCAGGAGGCAUUGGCAAGAGCAGCCUCCUGGACGGGCCAGCACUAUAUAAGACUGGCCCGCCCUACAGGUUGGGAGAGACGAGAGGAGACUGCCCAGGCACUCAACGUGCACUUCUACAGGAGGCAGUAGUCUUCAGGAUUCGGCUGCAGUAGUAGAGUAGCGUUAGCAGUAGUCUUCAGCGCUGGGCACUAGU
Messenger RNA from Chara braunii, 3422 nucleotides. The record is from the annotation of a GenBank genome assembly. NCBI's taxonomy places the organism in Eukaryota, Viridiplantae, Streptophyta, Charophyceae, Charales, Characeae.